GUGGCAGCGGGGCUGCGCGGCGCCGUGCGGGAAGCAGCGGAGAGGCGGCAGCGCUGAGGUCGGUCGGAGGCCUCCUCCCCGCCGUGCUCCCGCGGCCGGCGCCGUGGGCAUGCGGGCGCGGCCUGUGCGCGCGUGAGCGAGGAUGGGGACGCAGGGCAGCCCGGUCAAGAGCUACGACUAUCUGCUCAAGUUCCUGUUGGUGGGCGACAGCGACGUGGGCAAGGGCGAGAUCCUGGAGAGCCUCCAGGACGGGGCGGCCGAGUCUCCGUACGCCUACAGCAACGGCAUCGACUACAAGACAACGACCAUCCUGCUGGACGGCCGGCGGGUCAAGCUGGAGCUCUGGGACACGUCGGGCCAGGGCCGGUUCUGCACCAUCUUCAGGUCCUACUCCCGAGGCGCCCAGGGGAUUCUCCUGGUGUAUGACAUCACCAACCGCUGGUCCUUCGACGGCAUCGACCGCUGGAUCAAGGAGAUUGACGAGCAUGCGCCUGGGGUCCCCCGGAUCCUGGUUGGGAACCGGCUGCACUUGGCCUUCAAGCGGCAAGUACCAACGGAGCAGGCGCGCGCCUACGCGGAGAAGAACUGCAUGACGUUCUUUGAGGUCAGCCCGCUGUGCAACUUCAACGUCACCGAGUCCUUCACGGAGCUGUCCCGCAUCGUGCUCAUGCGGCACGGCAUGGAGAAGAUCUGGAGGCCCAACCGAGUGUUCAGCCUGCAGGACCUCUGCUGCCGUGCCAUCGUCUCCUGCACCCCCGUGCACCUCAUCGAUAAGCUCCCGCUGCCUGUCACCAUCAAAAGCCACCUCAAGUCCUUCUCGAUGGCCAACGGCAUGAAUGCUGUCAUGAUGCACGGGCGUUCCUACUCGCUGGCCAGUGGGGCCGGGGGCGGCGGGAGCAAGGGCAACAGCCUCAAGAGGUCCAAGUCCAUCCGCCCCCCACAGAGCCCGCCCCAGAACUGCUCCAGGAGCAACUGCAAAAUUUCUUAGCCGGGCAGGCAAGUGCCGCCUGCGCCUGCCCAGAUGCACUCGGCGAGUGAGGGCUCAGGAUUGGGGGGGCUCCCGGCACCCUGUACAGGGAAGACUUUGGCCACACGGCCCCUCCCGGGAGCAUGGGUGCGCCUAACAGGCAGGUGGUCUCCGCCAGAUGAGCAAGCCCCGGUCCCCACGUGCCACGCCUGGUCCCGCCUCACGGGGACUGGCCUGCGUCCCCACAGAGCCUGGCUCGCUCUUUUAUUUAUAUAGAAGACAUUUCACCACUUUUGUACCUUUUUAAAGGGCUGACAGGGAAGCCUUAAUGCAGCCACAGGGUGAACUUGAGUCCAUGCGUGGGGACGAACUUUGGGACAUUGGAGAGGGAGGGAUUUGCGGCAAAGACGGGAACGAGUCCACUGUCACAUACACUUCAUGUGGGGUACGGACUGUGCACGGGCCCGUGGGGACACGUGGAGCUUUGGGCAGCAGUCUCAGCCCCCCCUGCCCAUUCCGGCCUUUCUGACAUGGUGACCAGGGAGCCCACCACACAGUGCUGGGCAGAGGAGCCUGUGUGGUCCUGGCAGGCGGCACAGGGGGGCCGCAGCUUCUUGGAUGAUGUCCCAGCAUGUCAUGGAGCCAUCGGAUCCCAAGUGGAGCACCGGCGUUUCUGCAAGAGGAGAAGCGGGGUGCGCCCCACACCCUUUCCUGUGUGGGGGCAUCUUGGGUCACGUUUACAUAUGUUGCUACGUGAGACAGGCUCACUGUCUCCAAGUGAAGACGCAGAGCUAUCCGUGGGUGAUAAACCCGCAAGCGACUGCCAGGUGCUUCGCAGGUCUGUACAGAGUCACUGCCCACUCGCCUCCUGGGCGUCUGGACCCCGCUCGCCAGCUUCUGUUCCCUGACCUUGGUGUCACCCCAUAGCUGCUCCUCGCCCAGCAUCACCCCUCGAGGUCAUGUGUCACCAGGACCAUGCUGACCCAUUUCUUAGUGGUGCCACCUGGAGCAGCCACAGCAGUGAAGCCCUUCUCUAGGACCUGGCGGCCAGCCCUGAGCUGGCAGCCUGGCCUCCUUUCACCUGCCUGGCUGGUGACAUAGCCACUGGUCACACUGGUGCUUAACUCUACCUCCUGCCAGGCCCUCCCUGGGCCUGAACCCCCCCCCCAUUCUGGGACCCCUCUGUGGUGGGUGUUCCCCCCACGGCAGCCCCGUGUCCGCUGUUCUGGGGGGCUCGUUGCGGGGGGGCCGAGGCCCAUGGGAGCCAGGGUGCCGGGGAGCCCCUGCCCACGCCUGGCCACCAGCAGGGUUGGGCAGAGGAGGCCCCGCCUGUCCUGCCAACCCCGCCCCUUUCUUUGGACUUUGAACCAAACCACAGGGACUUUCUCUUGAGGACGUGGAUUGCGCUGCGUUCCCCACACACACACUACCCUUCGCUGCUGACACUCGCACCAUUCCUGACUUAGUUUCGGACCGUUUCUUUGUACAGUAAAUGGAAUUCAGCUCUGACCUCCAGGCUGCAUUUUACGUGAAUUAAAGUCU
Messenger RNA from Rhinolophus ferrumequinum (greater horseshoe bat), 2509 nucleotides. RefSeq names its product RAB40C, member RAS oncogene family (gene RAB40C). Gene Ontology annotation, biological process: intracellular signal transduction; protein localization to plasma membrane. Lineage: Eukaryota; Metazoa; Chordata; Mammalia; Chiroptera; Rhinolophidae. Gene Ontology annotation, cellular component: synaptic vesicle; plasma membrane; endosome. Gene Ontology annotation, molecular function: GTP binding; GTPase activity. The coding region runs from base 143 to 988 and encodes 281 amino acids. The record is from RefSeq and is a predicted model, not a curated record. The transcript is spliced from 7 exons.